GAAUUGAGGAUCGUGGAGACAGUAGUCUUGCUUCGUUUGCAAUUGAACCGACGAGCUGUCGCUUGCCUCCACUUGACGCCUAGUUCCUACUGUCGCUACUCUUCUUAAAGUUAGAGAGGAAUGACUUGAAAGCUAUCAUAUACGCGAUGCGAAAUAUAUGCGGAUAGACUGCAGUGAACCUCUCGCAAACCCGGGCCGGUCUCCGUCUCCUCACGAUCGCCUAAGCCAAGGCCAGUAGACAUCCAGUACGAAGCGUAGUUUGACUUCUCGUGAUACUACAUAGGUGAAUAUGCGUCCGAUAUGCGGCUCCAGUUGGGGUCGGGCUUCAUCGACGCGACUUGGUCCUCAUUGGGCUCCACAUAAUGUGAAAUAGAAAAGCUCCAGCUUUAUUUCAUAACCUCUCCCCCCUAUGCAUCGUAAACGAUUCAUUUUGCUUUAUUCGAGGUAUUUUUUCUUGAUUGAUGAGAACCAUCAAGCAUCGCCAAUAUGAAAUUUCGCGAUGGAAUGUGGAUGGUGGCGGAGGGGAUGCGUGUUGAGUAUGCCGAAGAAGUCUAUGACAUUACAGAAACAGCAAGAGGUCUGAGCCUACUAUGUCCCUCAAAGAAAAUUAGGAGCCGCGGUGAUACCUUGAAUACUAGCACAUUGACUAUUGAUUUGGAGGCACCCUAUGACGGCAUUAUAUCUGUUGAGACUACACAUUGGGCGGGUGCUGCGAGGAAAGGUCCCCAUUUCGACAUCUUCCCUGGUACGACCCCGAAUUUUGAGCCCACAGUUGUUCAACGAGAUAAAGGCACAACACUGAGCUCAGGCUCACUCUCAGCAACGAUAAAUCCGGACGAACAUACCUUUGGCAUUCAGUUUCAUAGCACGGAUGGGUCGAAGGUCUUGACUUCUUUAGCUUCGCGCAGCGUGGGCCUGGCUUAUAACCCCGCUCCAAGCAACCCACUGCAAACAGGAGAUAUGAGAGACUUUAAGCACUAUAUCUUCACCCAGACGAACCUAGGAGUCGGCGAGUCUGUCCAUGGCCUCGGGGAGCGCUUUGGUGCUUUCAAUAAAGUAGGACAAUCAAUAUCGCUGUGGAAUGCCGACGGUGGCACGUCCAGUGACCAAGCGUAUAAGAACGUCUCAUUCUGGCUCAGUUCUAGAGGAUAUGGAAUAUUUAUUGACACUCCGGGGAAGAUCGAAUUGGAGAUUGGAAGUGAAAGGUGCUGUCGUGCUCAGACUAGCGUCGAAGGCCAGAGACUGAAGUGGUAUAUAAUAUAUGGUCCGACGCCGAAAGAGGUGCUCUACCGAUACUCGAUUCUAACGGGCAGGCCCAAUCAUGUACCAAGUUGGAGUUAUGGACUUUGGCUUACUACUAGUUUCACAACUAAUUAUGACGAAGCCACUGUCAACUCUUUUCUCGAAGGCAUGAAAGAGCGAGAUACCCAAGUAGAUGUCUUCCACUACGAUUGCUUCUGGAUGAAGGGAUUCAAAUGGACAGACUUUGUUUUCGACUCUGAGAAAUUCCCUGACCCCAAAGCACAAAUUGCUCGACUGAAAUCUUCCGGCCUGGUUAACAAGGUCUGCGUCUGGAUUAACCCAUAUAUCGCUCAACACGGUGAUGCAUUCCAGGAAGCAGCGGAGAAGGGGUACCUUGUCAAACGAAAGAACGGUGACAUUUGGCAAUGGGAUCUAUGGCAAGCUGGUAUGGGCCUAGUCGACUUCACUAAUCCCGAAGCCGUAAAGUGGUACGUCAGAUGUCUGAAUGAAUUGUUCGACAAGGGCGUCGAUUGUAUGAAAACCGACUUUGGCGAGAGGAUUCCGACAUUAGAUGUGGAGUGGUUCGACAAGACGGUUGAUCCACACAAGAUGCACAACUACUAUGCCUUCCUGUAUAAUAAGGUCGUAUACGAAGCCCUACAAGAACGCUACGGCGAUAAAGAAGCCGUGCUUUUCGCUAGAGCCGCUUGUGCAGGUACGCAGAGAUUCCCCCUCGUAUGGGGUGGCGACUGUGAGUCCACGCCGGAAGCUAUGGCCGAGUCAGUGCGUGGAGGUUUAGGUCUAGGCCUGUGCGGUUACGCUUUCUGGUCCAACGACAUCGGCGGAUUCGAAGGAUACCCGGCGCCAUGGAUUUAUAAACGAUGGGUUGCAUUCGGCCUUCUAUGCUCUCACAGUCGUCUUCAUGGCAGCAGCUCCUACCGCGUGCCCUGGACAAUUGACAACGACGAUCGGAGCGAGGAAGGAUGUUCGCGCACCCUUGCGAAGUGGACGGCACUCAAAACCCGUCUGAUGCCAUAUGUCUUUGCUCAAGGUUCGAGAGCGGUAUCACAGGGUAUUCCAUUGUCCGUGCGCGCCAUGUGCCUCGAGUUUCCCGAGGACCCCACAUCCUGGUAUCUAGACCGACAGUUCAUGAUCGGCGAUAGUUUGUUGGCCGCACCCAUUUUUGAUGAAUCUGGUGAGGUUGAGUUUUAUUUGCCCAAGGGUAAGUGGACUUGCUUCUUUACGAAUCGAGUGAGAGAAGGCCCUGGUUGGUAUCGAGAGAAGCAUGGCUUUGGUAGCUUGCCUUUAUACGUGCGUGAGAACACGUUACUCGUUUUGGGUAAGCCUGGUAUCCGUGGCGCCGUUUACGACUACGAAACCGAUGUUGAGGUAUGCAGAUAUUAUGUAAAGGAGGGCGCAAAUGCGGAGCUCGUCGAUAGUAGUGGAAAGGCUCUUGGUACCCUGAAAAUUGGUGCUGAUAAUAGCACUCUUGAAGGGGCGGAAAUCCUUAAGGGAGAGUGGACGACGAGUAGUGAUGGUCGAAAACUCGAAGACGAGUCAUACUUACGGACAAUCGAGUGGCUUUAAUGGAGAUGAGGGCUAUCCUUGGUAACCAAGCAGUGUAAAGAAGAUUGAAUUAAUAUGCAGCUGUGGAAAUAUCAAUGUAAAUUCUCAAAUAA
Messenger RNA from Hypoxylon trugodes, 2921 nucleotides. RefSeq names its product glycoside hydrolase family 31 protein. Gene Ontology annotation, molecular function: carbohydrate binding; hydrolase activity, hydrolyzing O-glycosyl compounds. The record is from RefSeq and is a predicted model, not a curated record. Gene Ontology annotation, biological process: carbohydrate metabolic process. Lineage: Eukaryota; Fungi; Ascomycota; Sordariomycetes; Xylariales; Hypoxylaceae. The coding region runs from base 487 to 2829 and encodes 780 amino acids. The transcript is spliced from 4 exons.